This is a messenger RNA of Salvelinus namaycush (lake trout), 705 nucleotides long. RefSeq names its product sorting nexin-10B-like. Gene Ontology annotation, biological process: intracellular protein transport. Gene Ontology annotation, molecular function: phosphatidylinositol binding. Bases 1 to 705 code for a protein of 234 amino acids. The transcript is spliced from 6 exons. The record is from RefSeq and is a predicted model, not a curated record. NCBI's taxonomy places the organism in Eukaryota, Metazoa, Chordata, Actinopteri, Salmoniformes, Salmonidae.
AUGGAGAUUGACAGUCUAAUGAAACAGGAGUUUGUCAGUGUCUGGGUCCAGGAGCCACAAUUCCACAAAGAUGACUUCUGGCACACGCACGUUGACUAUGAGAUCUGUUUACAUACCAAUAGCAUGUGUUUUAGGAAGAAGACUUCCUGUGUGCGGAGGCGAUACAGUGAGUUUGUUUGGCUCCGGCAGCGUCUGCAGGACAACACUAUGUUCAUAGAGUUGCCCAAACUGCCUCCCUGGAACCCUUUCUUCAGUCUGAAAAACCCCUACAAGGUCAACCAGAGGAUGAAUGGCCUGCGGGAGUUUCUAGAGAUUAUCCUCCAGGACCCCCUGCUGCUGUCUGACAGUAGAGUGCACCUGUUCCUCCAAUCCCAGCUGAGCAUGACCAAGAUGGAGGCGUGUGUCUUGGGACAGACACGCUACACAGUGGCACAGGCCAUCCAGAUGUGUAGCGACUGUCACCGCACACGCUUCCCCAUAGAGAAGGGCAGCAAGGUGUACUUCAACUCAGACUGCGAAAGCCUCACCAGCACCACGUCAAGUCUGGGCCACAGCCAUGACUCGGGGGUCCCCCAGAGCCCCAGCCUUCUACCCUUUGACUGCAGCACCUGUGAAAAUUCUGACGGCAAAAUUCGCAUCCGGGAUGAGGGAUUCUUCAGCAGUCUGUCAGAGUCGUCGUGUGACCAGGAACACAUGGAGCCCUGA